AUGACAUUCCAUGGUGUUUUGGGACGCAAGGAGAAUGGACUUUUUUUGAGUUCCUACACAACUGAUAGAGGCGUCGUAAAAUAUAUUGCCGCCACACAGUUCAAGCCCACAUUCGCAAGGAGAGUCUUUCCCUGCUUCGACGAGCCAGACAUGAAGGCACGUUUCAAAUUCUCCAUCGUCAGACCGAAUGAUUACAUUUCACUGUUUAACACAGAGAAGAUGGCAGAACACAAGAUGUCACAGAAUGAAACGAUGGACGUGUAUGACACAUCACGUGUAAUGAGCACACACUCACUGGCCUUCGUCUUUUGCAACUACGCCUCGACGUCUCGCAUCAGCAAAAGUGGAGUCAUGGUUUCGGUGUACUCUCCUCCAGAAAAACUUCCCGAUGUGCAAUUCUCAAUCCUCACGGUCACUAAAACUCUCAACUUCUUUGAAAAUUACUUCGGAUUCUUUUAUAAUCACACGAAACUAGAUGUGGUGGUCGUCCCAACAGUAGACGACAACAUGAUGGCUUAUUGGGGAAUCAUGUUCUUUGAUGCUAGGCACUUAUAUUACGCUGAAAAUAAUAACACGAAGGAAGACAAAACUAUUGUAGUGGAAAAAAUAGCACUUGGACUGGCUUAUCAGUGGUUUGGUAAUUUGGUGACAACGAAAUGGUGGGAUGAGUUGUGGCUGAAUGAAGGGUUGGCUAUAUUCUUGCAACAAGAGAUCAUCAAACAAUUUUAUCCAGAACUAUCUUCUGCGACAGAUCUCAUGCUGGGAAGUAUGGAAAACGCAAUUAAAGCAUAUUCGCUAGAAGGCACGCAACCUAUAACGCAGGCCAAGCAGGACGACGAUGUUUCAAAUGUGAAAAACGUUUUCACAACAUUUUCAUUGACCAAAGGAUUUUCAAUUAUUAACAUGCUGGAAACAACACUUGGACUAAAUAAUAUCCUGAAAGCUUUGAUGAAACUUUUUCAAGAAUAUCAAUUCAAAAGUUACACUCAGAAUGAGCUUUGGGAAAUUUUCACACAAGAGGGUUGUUUCGUAACAAAAUGUUUAGUGGCCCAAGGAGAUAUGUCGGACAAUCAUUUCGAUGUGAAAGGAGUGGUGGAAAGUUGGAUUUUACAAGCAGGGCUUCCGGUAGUUACAAUUACAAAGAAUGGGCGAAAUUUAAUCUGCAAGCAAGAAAGGUACCUGGUCACUUCAAAUGUGGGCUUGGGGGAUUACAAGUUGAAUACAUCAAAACUGAGGUUGUUGGCGACGUGUUUUUAG
Messenger RNA from Helobdella robusta, 1257 nucleotides. RefSeq lists its product as hypothetical. The transcript has 10 exons. Bases 1 to 1257 code for a protein of 418 amino acids. Gene Ontology annotation, cellular component: cytoplasm. Gene Ontology annotation, molecular function: metalloaminopeptidase activity; peptide binding; zinc ion binding. The record is from RefSeq and is a predicted model, not a curated record. Lineage: Eukaryota; Metazoa; Annelida; Clitellata; Rhynchobdellida; Glossiphoniidae. Gene Ontology annotation, biological process: peptide catabolic process; proteolysis.